Molecule: messenger RNA, 3833 nt
Organism: Tympanuchus pallidicinctus (lesser prairie-chicken)
Lineage: Eukaryota; Metazoa; Chordata; Aves; Galliformes; Phasianidae
Gene: BCAS3
Product: BCAS3 microtubule associated cell migration factor
Exons: 26
Coding region: 262-3102 (946 amino acids)
Biological process (GO): autophagy; response to starvation
Cellular component (GO): cytoplasm
Molecular function (GO): protein binding
Source: RefSeq, a predicted model, not a curated record
GGAGAGGGGGCAGCGCCGGCUGAGCUUCGCCAUCUCAACCGAACUUGGAUGAGCGCAACCGAACCCUGCGCCCUCUGCGUCCCGCCUACUUUGGAGGAGAGGACCGUGGAUUGGUCGGCAGAGGGGAGCAGCCCGCCUUCGGGGCCAUCUGAUUGGCUCGCGGUGUGAGGUGCGCUCCGUGUCACACCCGGUGGGGGUCCCAAACACUGUCAGUGAGGAGCCGGGCUGAGGGGCGAGGCGGCAGGUACCUGCAGAGAAGCAAUGGCGACAGAAUCCCCACGCCGCCCGAGUCGCUGCACUGGAGGAGCGGUGGUCCGCCCGCAGGCUGUCACGGAACAGUCAUAUAUGGAAAGUGUUGUUACUUUUCUUCAAGACGUUGUGCCACAGGCCUACAGUGGCACUCCUCCAGCAGAAGAAAAGGAGAAGAUCAUUUGGGUCAGAUUUGAGAACGCGGAUUUGAAUGAUACAUCAAGGAAUAUGGAGUUCCAUGAAAUACACAGCACUGGGAAUGAGCCACCAUUACUGCUAAUGAUCGGAUACAGUGAUGGAAUGCAAGUCUGGAGCAUACCUAUCAGUGGUGAAGCUCAGGAACUCUUUUCUGUCCGCCAUGGUCCAGUUCGAGCUGCACGGAUCUUACCAGCCCCACAGAUCAAUGCUCAGAAAUGUGACAAUUUUUCGGAGAAGCGGCCUCUCCUUGGUGUGUGCAAAAGCAUUGGAUCUUCAGGCACGAGCCCACCUUACUGCUGUGUGGACCUUUAUUCUUUACGAACAGGAGAGAUGGUCAAGUCUAUACAGUUCAAAACUCCUAUUUAUGAUCUGCAUUGCAAUAAAAGGAUACUCGUCGUAGUCCUGCAAGAGAAAAUCGCUGCCUUUGACAGUUGCACUUUCACUAAAAAAUUCUUUGUGACAAGCUGCUAUCCCUGUCCAGGGCCAAACAUGAAUCCUAUUGCCCUUGGAAGCCGUUGGCUUGCUUAUGCAGAAAAUAAGCUGAUCCGAUGCCAUCAGUCCCGUGGUGGAGCCUGUGGAGACAACAUUCAGUCUUACACUGCCACAGUCAUUAGUGCUGCCAAAACGAUAAAGACUGGGCUCACCAUGGUGGGGAAAGUCGUCACGCAGCUGACGGGGACGCUGCCUUCGGGAGCAACCGAAGAGGAAAUUUUAGCUCAUAGCAAUGUUCGCCGGAGCCCUCUGGUGCCUGGGGUCAUCACCAUCAUUGAUACGGAGACUGUGGCAGAAGGACAGGUACUUGUCAGUGAGGACUCUGACAGUGAUGGUAUUGUGGCCCACUUCCCCGCACACGAAAAGCCGAUUUGCUGCAUGGCUUUUAACCCCAGUGGGAUGUUGCUGGUCACUACUGACACGUUAGGCCAUGAUUUCCAUGUUUUUCAAAUACUGACACAUCCUUGGUCAUCAUCACAAAGUGCCGUCCAUCAUUUGUAUACACUUCACAGGGGAGAGACUGAAGCCAAAGUACAGGAUAUCUCCUUCAGCCACGACUGUCGCUGGGUGGUGGUCAGCACGCUUCGGGGCACUUCCCACGUUUUUCCCAUCAAUCCUUAUGGGGGACAGCCCUGUGUCAGGACACACAUGUCACCGCGGGUGGUGAACCGCAUGAGCCGCUUCCAGAAGAGCGCAGGGCUGGAAGAGAUCGAGCAGGAGCUGACAUCUAAACAGGGAGGCCGCUGCAGCCCUGUUCCAGGCCUGUCAAGCAGUCCUUCUGGCUCACCGCUGCACGGUAAAUUGAACAGCCAGGACACGUACAAUAACUUCACAAACAACAACCCUGGGAACCCUCGCCUGCUGCCGCUCCCCAGUCUGACCGUGGUGUUGCCUCUGGCUCAAAUCAAGCAGCCAAUGACGUUAGGGACCAUCACCAAACGCACAGGACCUUACCUGUUUGGAGCAGGAUGUUUUUCCAUAAAAGCUCCAUGCAAAACCAAACCGGCUCCACAGAUUUCACCCAGUAAGUCUGUGGGAGGAGAGUUUUGUGUCGCUGCAGUCUUUGGAUCAUCGAGGUCGUGGUUUGCAAACAAUGCUGGGCUGAAAAGAGAAAAAGAUCAAUCAAAGCAGUUUGUAGUGGAGUCACUGUACAUCAUCAGCUGCUACGGGAGCCUCGUGGAGCAUGUGUUGGAGCCACGUCCGCUCAGCACUGCUCCCAAGAUCAGUGAUGACACCCCUCUGGAAAUGAUGACGUGCCCGAGAGCCAGCUGGACUUUGGUUAGAACUCCUCAGUGGAAUGAGCUCCAACCACCAUUUAAUGCAAACCAUCCACUGCUGCUGGCUGCCGAUGCAGUACAGUACUACCAGUAUCUUCUUGCUGGCUUGGUUCCACCAGGAAGCCCUGGACCUAUCACUCGACACGAGUCCUAUGACAGCUUGGCAUCCGACCACAGCGGGCAGGAGGAUGAAGAGUGGCUGUCACAGGUCGAGAUAGUGACCCACACCGGGCCCCACCGGCGCCUCUGGAUGGGCCCUCAGUUCCAGUUUAAAACCAUCCACCCCUCAGGCCAGACCACCGUCAUCUCAUCCAGCUCCUCAGUGCUGCAGUCACACGGUCCCAGCGACACCCCGCAGCCGCUUCUGGACUUCGAUACAGAUGAUCUUGAUCUCAACAGUCUCAGGAUUCAGCCAGUUCGUUCAGAACCUGUUAGCAUGCCCAGCUCAUCGCGUGCCGUUUCUGAUCGCAGAGGAGUUUCAACAGUGAUUGAUGCGACUUCAGGUGCCUUUGACCGGAGCGUGACCCUGCUGGAGGUGUGCGGGAGCUGGCCCGAGAACUUCGGUCUCCGUCACAUGUCUUCCAUGGAGCACACUGACGAGGGCCUCCGGGAGCGCCUGGCCGAUGCGAUGUGCGAAUCCCCCAGCAGGGACAUAGUGGGAUCAGGAACAGAAACAGCCGGUGAAGUAGCAGUAAAAAACAUCACCACAAAGAGGCACAUGGCUUUGAAAUGUUUUGAGCUUCAGCGAGAGGGAAGCAUAGAGACGCUCAGUAACAGCUCCGGGUCCACCAGUGGAAGUAUUCCUCGCAAUUUCGAUGGCUACAGAUCGCCCCUCCCGACUAAUGAGAACCAGCCCCUCAGCCUCUUCCCCACAGGCUUCCCCUGAGUUCGUCAGUCACACGAGGAGAGAUGGGGACGGGGUAACGAGCCGCCUCUCUGCCCAAGCAAUCCGAUGUGCCCGCUGCCCGCUGCGCGCUGGGUGGUUCUCGUUACCCUGAUUGCUGUCGGUGACUCUUCCACGUAAACCUUCCUGGAACGUACUCACAAAACCUUGACUUUGUUUUCUGUGCAAUACGAAGAGACUCCAUCUUCGAUCUCGCUAGCUGCGGCCGCUUUGUUCGCUGUGUUCGGGAAGAGGUUGGUUGAGGAGGAAUCUGCCUGAGCCGUUCUUGGCCGAGCACAUGGUGUCACAGCUGCUCUCUGCUUUCUGUGUUCAGAGACGAAGGCAAUCUCUGCACUAUGGGUGUGCACCCGCCGGGAGCUGCAGCUCUCUGCAAAGUGCCGAGCGGUAACGAGUGAGCUCCAGAGAAUGGGAGUUCAGGGGCGUUUGUGGACAGGGCUGGUGGUGUUUUCUCUCCCCGGUUGCGCUCCUUGCUGCCCUCCUUCCCCCUGUACUGAUGCCAGGAGUAUUACAAGUGGAAAAUGUUUCUUUUUGUUCUUUGGAAGAAUGAUCUCUCUUGCUCCAGUUUUAUUCUAGCCAUGUAUUCUAGAAACAUACAUAAUUGACUAACUGCAGUCACAGAUUUCUCAUCUUUGGUUAUAAACGUUGUUCACUGGAACUCGGCUGUCUGUCCAGAAAUGCAUGUGUCAUUGAAUAAAUCGAAGUUAAACCUGAAA